CGGAAUUCCCGCGAGAUUACAGAGCAAAAAUACAACUUCCGGUACCGCAAGCAGUGAGCAACAGUUUCAGAAAGCGUAUUGGCUCUCAUGGGAACACAUGAAGAGGACUCUGUGCUGCUGCAGACUUUGACCAGGCUUGUGGUUCUUCACCAAGAACAUGGAGAAGAUGUCACGGGUUACCACAGCCCUGAGCAGCAGUGCCGUCAGUGGCCGAACUAUGUUCUGCCACUUGGACGCUCCUGCCAAUGCCAUCAGCGUGUGCCGUGACGCCACGCAGGUGGUGGUAGCUGGCCGCAACAUCUUCAAGAUCUACGCCCUGGAGGAGGAGCAGUUUGUGGAGAAGCUGAAUCUACGCGUCGGCCGCAAACCCUCGCUCAACUUCAGCUGUGCAGAUGUCAUGUGGCACCAGAUGGAGGAGAACCUGCUGGCCACGGCUGCCACCAAUGGGGCGGUGGUCACCUGGAACCUGGGAAAACCCUCUCGUAACAAGCAGGACCAGCUGUUUACUGAGCACAAACGCACUGUCAACAAGGUGUGCUUCCACCCCACAGAGGUUUACAUGCUGCUAAGUGGCUCGCAGGAUGGAUUCAUGAAGUGCUUCGACCUGCGCAAGAAGGAGUCUGUCAGCACUUUCUCAGGUCAGUCAGAGAGUGUUAGGGACGUCCAGUUCAGCAUGAAGGAUUAUUUCACUUUUGCUGCAUCCUUUGAGAAUGGCAACGUCCAGCUGUGGGACAUCAGGCGACCGGACCGCUACGAGCGAAUGUUCACCGCCCAUACAGGCCCUGUGUUCUGCUGCGACUGGCACCCUGAUGAUAGGGGAUGGCUGGCCACUGGGGGCAGGGACAAGAUGGUGAAAGUGUGGGACAUGACCACUAACCGGGCCAAGGAGAUCUACUGUGUCCAGACUAUUGCCUCAGUGGCACGAGUCAAGUGGCGGCCUGAGAGAAAGUUUCAUUUAGCCACCUGUUCCAUGAUGGUGGAUCACAACAUCUACGUGUGGGAUGUCCGCAGGCCUUUUAUUCCCUUCGCCACCUUUGAGGAACACAAGGAUGUGACCACUGGUAUUGUGUGGCGCCACCAGCACGACCCUCAUUUCCUGCUCUCUGGCUCUAAGGACAGCACACUCUACCAACACAUGUUCAGGGACGCCACUCGUCCCGUGGACAAGGCCAACCCUGAGGGUCUGUGCUUCGGACUGUUCGGUGACUUGGCCUUUGCAGCCAAGGAGAGUCUGAUCAGCAGUGACGCCAACAGAAAGCCUUACCCUGGAGGCGACCGCCGCUACCCCAUCUUUUUCUUCAAGAAGCCAGACCCGACAGAACAGUUUGCUCAUGUGUCCAGCGCUCUUAGCGUCUUUGAGACAGAUUUGGACAGUAACCGCAUGGACUGGUUUGUGAAGACAGCACAACUCUACCUCCUCAGCGGGAAGCCGUUUGCUGAGCUGUGUGAUCACAAUGCCAAGGUGGCCCAGGAGCUCAAAAGACCUCAGGUUUCCACAACAUGGACCAUGUUGAGAAUUAUGUUCUCUGACCCAGCAAACCUCACAACCCCUGGUCCAAACCACAACCUCAGUAAACUGGGCACCUUGCCUUUAAUGAACAGUUUCAGCAUGAAGGAAAUGGGUUCAGUGAUGGGCACAGAGAGCAGACUGGACCGCAGUAAAGGUGAAAGCAGGCAGGACAACAUCCUUCUGGAGCCUGGGAACCCGCACAUAAGCAAUAAUAAUGAAGAAAAUGAGGAGACAGAAGGCAGCGAGGGCCAGGCUGAGUAUAUGUUCGGUGAUGCGGAGUUGGAUGACGAUGACCUCUACUCUAUGGAGCAUGACAACCAAACAGAGGAGCAGGAGUACACGCUGCCCCAGGAGGCCUUCCAGCUGCGCCACGAGAUCAUGGAUAACCCGUCUGCUCCGGAGCACCUUCAGCAGGACAAAGCAGACUCCCCACACGUCAGCGGCAACGAGGCAGAAGUCACCUGUCUGACACCCAUCGAGUCCUUCUCACUCAUCUCCAUUUCCCAGCCGCUGUUCAGCCCACAUCUACCUGCCAGCUUCUUCUGCCCCAUUGUGCGGGAGAUGCUGAGCUACUACGCCGAGCAGGGCGACGUACAGAUGGCCGUGUCUGUGCUCAUCGUCUUGGGGGACCGAAUCCGUAAAGAGAUUGAUGACCUAACCCAGGAGCACUGGUACAUGUCUUACAUAGACCUCCUGCAGCGAUUCGAGUUGUGGAACGUGUCCAAUGAGGUCAUCAAGUUGAGUACGUGCAGUGCCAUCACCUGCCUGAAUCAGGCGUCUACAACACUGCACAUCAACUGCAGCAACUGCAAGCGACCAAUGAGCAACAAGGGCUGGAUUUGUGACAGGUGCCACCAGUGUGCCAGUGUAUGUGCAGUGUGCCACCAUGUGGUGAAGGGACUGUUUGUGUGGUGUCAGGGCUGCAGCCACGGUGGACAUCUGGAGCACAUUAUGAACUGGCUCAAAAGCAGCGCCCACUGCCCCGCUGGCUGCGGACACCUGUGUGAGUACACCUGAGCUCAUCACAAUCACCGUUUACACCGCUGGUGCUCUGUGGGAGUGGGAAUGGGUCCUCACACCAACCUGGAUCACACACAAACACCACAUACAAACGAGAUGUCUUCAUUCCUCCACAUGGAAGCCUGGAGUCCUUUGCCACUGUUGAAAGAUGGAUACCUCUGUGUGUGUGUGUGUGGGGGAGAUUGUCUGAGUCUAAAGGAGGAAGAGGUUUAUAUGUGCUCUCCUGGACAGCUAUUCAAGAGCAAACACAAUCAUGUGUAGAUUCCUAGUUGUAGGAACUGGUGAAUUUGUAUAUAAGCAGAUGUUACGAUAGAUAUUCAAAGAAUAUAACAAUAUUUUUGUGAAUUCACACUUGCUGCAUUUUACAUUGUUUUUAAAACCCCUCAGUAAAAUCGUGAAGGCUGUACAGGAACAAUUGUCUGCUCAUCUUAAGUGGAUUGUUUGUAAAUAAUAACUCAACCUUUUUUUGAAGGACUGUAGAUAAAGUUCAAUUAAUUUAUAUGACAAAUAACUCUCUAUUCAAGCAACUUGAAACUGGACCAGUGAAGUCUGUUUUGUCAGCAACAUUUAAAAGAAAAUGGUUUAUCUUCCAUUACAUACAUAGUUCUUCUGAUGAGUAACAGUCAGUGUAGACUGAAUUCAUGUGAGCUUGCACUGAGCUUCAUAUAUUCAUUCAGCUGCACAUAUUCAAACCUGGCAGCUGUCCAACACAUCCAGCCUUUUACUCUUCUCUGCUGAGCAGUUCCAGUGGAGCAGUCAGGAUAAAAAGUCUUGCUCGAGGGCACUUUAGUCAGAGGAAAGAACACUACUUAUUCAUUUUUCUCCCAACUGCACUAUACUCUCAUGGGCCCAGUAAUCCCAACUGGCAACCCGCCAACAUCUCUAGCCUCUAGUCUACCAGGUACACACAAUGUGUGCUGCUCAGAGUAACACUUAUUUGUUUAUGAUAGUUUGUAUAGCUCACCACUGGUGAUAUACACAGAACAGAUGAGUGUAGAAGCCAACCGAGAUAGGAACAGCUUUGUCUUGGGUGAAAUUCGACUGUUACUAUCCUGUUACAUCCCAGUACUGUGUAGCCUGAUGGCAACUGGUUGGAGGACGCUACUGCCUAGUUGUCAUUUUUACUGGCAGACCUUUAUGAUAUGAGUCAGUUUUUGCAGCAAGAUGGAGAAUAUUUUAUCAGUUCAGGCUCAACUCUGAGAAACUGAAUGUGUUUGUUUGGGUACAUUUACGUUCUGGAUGCCAGAAGUGUCUGAAAUGUCUGUCUUCCACUCCCGUCUGCCUCGUUGAAAUUUACUAGUGACACAUUAGCAUCCUAUAUACUGGCACACAAAACAGGAAAGCUUUUGUGCGUUUCAGAAUGCAUACGAAUUAAAAACAUCAGUGAAGCCAUGUGACCUAUUUUGUUUGCAAUGGGAAUUUCAAAACAUAAAUGACCUUUUCAUUCACUCAAUUUUGAAUUUAGAGAGAAAAAAAAACUGAACAGUAACAGAGGUUGUUCGUAAACAGCAUCAGACAGAAAAGAGCACCUUUACUUGUGAUAGCUAAAUAUAUCACUGGUGCAGUAAUCGUCAUCUCCUAAUGGUUUUCAUUCCCACUUAUAAAUCUACAGUUGUCCUGUCAAAAAACCUGCAGGUCUGAGGCUACUGUAUGUGGAUCCGCUGAUAAAAGCUAAACUCCAGCCAACAUCCAUAUACCGAGCAGCAACUGUCAUCACAUUGAUUUACUGCCAAGGCUGCAGGCACAAUAAGAGGAUUUUCAGAUGUACUCGUAUGAGGACACCCCAACAAUCAGGAUGGGGAAUCCCUUACACCGAGAACUGCCCCUGUAGGGUUAGAAAUUUAAAUACUGACCACAUCAGUCAGAUUGAUAUGCCACCCAAUCAGUUCAAACAUCUGGACAGGCCCUGGAGUGUCUGGGGACCACACAUUAAGUCCAGGAGUGAAGGCGAGCAAUAUCCAGCGUUGAUUAGAGACUCUAAAAUAAUUGGUAAAUGUUAUAAUAUUCCACACACCUGCUUAAGUCUAACGCAGAGCACCAUCAAUCCAAUUAAGAGAUUUUAUAAGCUGUAAUAAAGAAGCCACUGACAAAUGUUAAACACAAUUGAGGUGUAACAUAUUAGUGAAACAUGGAUCUACACUGUAGCCCAACCCCUACGCAAGAUCGUUUUUUAAUUUCUAUUUUAUGCAAUCUGAAUCCAUCUCAGCACCACAAAUUGGCACAAAGAAUAAAUGAAUAGAUUUUCAGAAUAAAUCUAAAUAAAAAUGGUUCCAGAUCACCUUAGAUUUGCAGACAGACUAAAACAUACAGCAAUAUAUUUUUUCCACACUGUUACUUGUGUUGUAUACUACAUUUUACUGCUACUUGACCUUUCAACUAUUUUAUACAACUGAUCUAAAAGUACGAUGCUGCUAGUGGGUAUUUAUGUUUACUGUUUGGAUCAUUUUGCCAGCAUGUGUGCACAUAACCACUCAGCCUUUCACCUCUCUACUAACAUAAAUAAUGAACUGUGGGACUUGCAAUAAAUUUGCAGAUAUUCACUUUGAGCUGUUAUGAAAUCAGUGUUUUUGUCACAUAAUUAUUUUUGUAGAUAAAAAAAUAUAAAGCAAA
Messenger RNA from Dicentrarchus labrax (European seabass), 5140 nucleotides. RefSeq names its product WD repeat domain 24 (gene wdr24). Lineage: Eukaryota; Metazoa; Chordata; Actinopteri; Moronidae. Gene Ontology annotation, molecular function: protein binding. The coding region runs from base 158 to 2527 and encodes 789 amino acids. The record is from RefSeq and is a predicted model, not a curated record. Gene Ontology annotation, biological process: positive regulation of TOR signaling. The transcript is spliced from 11 exons.